AUGGCUUCAGAAAGCUACUUCCUCGGUGUCGACGUCGGAACCGGCAGUGCUCGGGUUUGUAUUAUUGAUAGUACUGGUGAAAUCAAGGGCGUUGAGUCGAAAGAGAUUCAGACAUGGAACCCCAGAGCAAAUUACUAUGAACAAUCGACAGCAGAUAUCUGGUUCGCAAUCUGCUACUGUAGUCGUCUUGUCCUCCAGAAAUCAGGCGUAGACCCGGAAUUGGUGAAGGGAAUUGGAUUCGAUGCCACCUGCUCGUUGGCUGUCAUGUCUGAGGACACGAACGAGCCAAUUUCUGUGGCUGGCCCGGAUUUCACAGAGACGGCGAGGAAUGUUAUUUUAUGGAUGGACCAUCGUCCCGUCAAAGAAACCGCAAAAAUCAAUGCCACAAAACACAAUCUCCUCCAAUAUGUUGGAGGCUCAAUGUCAAUUGAGAUGGAAAUCCCGAAGGUUCUCUGGCUGAAAAAUAAUAUGCCUAAGGAGCUCUUUGAGAGGUGCAAGUUCUACGAUCUGGCAGAUGUUCUGACACAUCUUGCAACUGGGAAGGAGACCAGAUCUUUUUGCAGUGCCGUGUGUAAGCAAGGCUUUGUCCCUGUUGGCAUUGACGGAAGUGUCAAGGGUUGGCAAGACGACUUUUUGAACGCCAUCGGGUUGCCAGAGCUUUGCGAAGAUAACUUUAGAAGGAUGGGUGGUGUCCAUGGCCAGAAUGGCACAAUGCUAUCCGCCGGAGAGCUAGUGGGAGAAUUGAGCGAGAGCGCUGCAAAAGAACUUGGCCUCAAAGCUGGAACUAAGAUUGGUAGCGGUGUCAUCGAUGCCUACGCAGGAUGGAUCGGAACUGUUGGAGCAAAGGUUAAAAUGAGCGAGGACUUGCUGGACCAAGACCACGCAAAGAGUGAUAUCGAGCAAUGUUUCAAGCGUCUAGCAGCGGUAGCCGGUACAAGCACAUGUCAUUUGGUUAUGUCCAGAGAUCCGGUAUUUGUACCUGGAGUAUGGGGGCCAUACCGCGACGUUCUUCUCCCUGGUUUUUGGAUGGCUGAAGGCGGCCAGUCUUCCACCGGCAGUCUUCUCCACAACGUCCUCACCACUCACGCCUCCCAUGCCAAAGCCCUCGAAGAGGCUAAAAUUGCUGGCACAAACAUUUUCGACUACCUCAACUCCCACCUCGAGGACAUGCGCAAAGCCCAAAAUGCGCCCACAAUUGCCUAUGUUGCCCGUCAUCUCUUCUUUUACGGUGAUAAGCACGGUAACCGUUCGCCAAUUGCUGAUCCUGAGAUGCGUGGUUCCAUUGUUGGGUUGAGUAUGGAUUCCAGCGUCGAUGAUUUGGCGCUACAGUAUUUCGCUGCUAUGGAGUUUAUUGCACAGCAGACUAGGCAUAUCAUUGAAGCACUGAACAACAGUGGACAUUCUAUUACGAGUAUCUUCAUGAGUGGUGGACAAUGCAAGAACAAGCUCCUGAUGCACCUUAUUGCUGAUUCAACUGGUUACCCUGUAUCUAUCCCAAGAUACAUUGAUGCGGCAGUUGUUCUCGGUGCUGCUAUGCUCGGUGCUAAGGCUGCCAGCGUGGACGCUCAAGGAAACACUGCGAACCUGUGGACGAUCAUGGAUAAGAUGAGCAAGCCGGGAACCAUCAUUGAGCCGACCACAAACGAGAAGGAAAAGAAGCUUUUGGAUGCUAAAUAUAAGGUCUUCCUCGAGAUGGCAAAAGCGCAGCAGGCGUACCGGAAGAGUAUCGACGAGGCUGUUGGCGAUUGGUCUGCCUAA
Messenger RNA from Morchella importuna, 1758 nucleotides. RefSeq lists its product as uncharacterized. The transcript is spliced from 7 exons. Bases 1 to 1758 code for a protein of 585 amino acids. The record is from RefSeq and is a predicted model, not a curated record. Lineage: Eukaryota; Fungi; Ascomycota; Pezizomycetes; Pezizales; Morchellaceae. Gene Ontology annotation, molecular function: phosphotransferase activity, alcohol group as acceptor; kinase activity. Gene Ontology annotation, biological process: carbohydrate metabolic process.